GCCUUAGACGCUUGUCUCAGCUUUUCUUCCAAGUAGAAGAAAACUGUGAGCUCCUAGAGAGAGAGAGAGAGAGAGAGAAGACUCUUGUUGUUGAAAACCAAAUUGUUUUGAGAGGGUUGGAGAGAGAAAGAUUUAAGGUAGAAUGGGUAGACCACCUUGCUGUGACAAAAUUGGUGUGAAGAAAGGGCCAUGGACACCUGAAGAGGACAUCACCUUGGUCUCUCACAUUCAAGAAUAUGGACCUGGGAAUUGGAGAUCUGUUCCUACUAAUACUGGGUUGCUCAGAUGUAGCAAGAGUUGCAGGCUUAGAUGGACUAAUUAUCUAAGGCCGGGGAUCAAACGUGGUAACUUCACUGAUGAUGAAGAGAAGAUGAUAAUCCACCUCCAAGCUCUCCUAGGCAACAGAUGGGCUGCCAUAGCUUCCUACCUUCCUCAGAGAACAGACAAUGAUAUAAAGAAUUAUUGGAAUACCCAUUUGAAAAAGAAGCUCAAAAAGCUUGAAGGCCAUGAAGAACACAAUCAAGAUGAAGACUCAGUUUCAAAGUCAAUCUCAAAGGGUCAGUGGGAGAGAAGGCUUCAAGCAGAUAUCCACUGGGCCAAACAAGCUCUAUGUGAGGCUUUGUCCCAUGAUAAAUCAACCAAUUUGCCAGACUCAAAGCCCUUUAAUGGCCAUUUUGAUCACACCAGACCAGUCCAAACAUCCACCUAUGCAUCAAGUGCUGAAAAUAUAGCUCGGUUGCUUGAAAACUGGGUGAAAAAAUCACCAAAAUCCUCUCUUUCAAGCUCAGAAAACAGUCAAAAUACUCAAAAUUCAUUCACCAACACAGUUCGAUCAAGGUCUAGUCCCAGUGGACAGACACUUAGUGCUAUGACACCGGAGCAUUUCGAGUCUUUUGACUCAUUGUUUAGCUUCAAUUCUUCCAAUUCUGCUGCAUCUCUAUCUGAAACUAACAUUUUCCAAGAUGAAGAAAGUAAGCCAAAUAUGGAGGGUCAUGUGCCUCUCUCUUUACUAGAGAAAUGGCUAUUUGAUGAUGGUGCUGUACAAGGACAAGAAGACCUACUGGACAUGUCCUUGGGGGAAACUGCCGAGUUGUUCUAAAGGAGGACUCAUGUUUCUGAGUUAUAGGCCUCGAACUGGUAGAUUUUACUUUCAGUAGUUCAAGCCCUAAAAGGAAUUUUCAAUCCCGAGCUGAAAAAAGUUGAUCAGUCCUGUAUGAAUACAGCUGGAAGUGUAAAUUAAUUACUAGUAGUAUAUACUUUUAUGUACUGGAAAUAAUUUCCUCUUUCUCUUUUUAGGGCAUGAACUAUUUGUAUUUUGUGAACCAUUUACUGGGCAUAUCUGAGAAAUGCAGUCAUCUGAGAAAACUCAAAAGAUUAGAGCUACUUGCAUUCUAAUUUAUGAGCAAUGUUAUGUAACUCGAAUUUAUAUCUCAAAUCAAUAAAGACUAUUAGAUUAGUAGUUCA
Molecule: messenger RNA, 1464 nt
Organism: Ilex paraguariensis (yerba mate)
Lineage: Eukaryota; Viridiplantae; Streptophyta; Magnoliopsida; Aquifoliales; Aquifoliaceae
Source: the annotation of a GenBank genome assembly